AUGAAUAUGCAGCCGGUUGUACCACCCAGAUCUUCCAAUGGAUAUGGCCGUCGUAAAAAUGAAAGAGAUAUUGUGACAAAGUUUGAUAGUAAGUUCCAGGCUGGGAAAACAAAUUCUAGCAGGUUGACCAAUGCAGGUAAAGGAGGAGGACUUGAAUCAUCUUCAUGUGAUCGACUGAUAUAUCUAACUACAUGCCUAAUUGGACAUCAAGUCGACGUCCAGGUGUCGGACGGAUCUGUGUUUUCUGGAAUAUUUCAUGCAACAAAUGCUGACAAGGAUUUUGGAAUUAUUCUGAAAAUGGCGCAAUUAAUAAAAGAUGGUUCUCAAGGGCAGAAGAAUAUUUUUGAUUCUGUUAAUAAGACUCCAAGGACUUUGAUCAUAUCGGCUAAGGAGCUGGUGCAAGUGAUAGCGAAGGGUGUGCCUGUAACUAGGGAUGGGUUAACAACUGAGCUACAGCAUGACGAGCAGCAGGAGCUUAUGACCGAUUCCUGCAUAUCGAAGUCCCGGUAUAUUGACUUGGGCAGAGAAUUGGAACCCUGGGUCCCUGAUGCAGAUGAUCCUGGAUGUCCUGAAUUGGAGAAUAUAUUUGAUGGCCCUUGGAAUAGAGGCUGGAAUCAAUUUGAAGCAAAUGAAACCUUAUUUGGAGUGAAAAGCACCUUCGAUGAGGAACUUUACACGACAAAGCUUGACAAAGGCCCUCAGAGGAGAGAGAUGGAAAGAGAAGCCAAAAGAAUAGCUAGAGAGAUUGAGAGCGAGGAAACCCACGAUCUCCAUCUAGCAGAGGAAAGAGGUAUUCAGCUCACUGGAAAUCUGGAAAUUGACGAGGAAACCAGAUUCUCAUCAGUCUAUCGGGCGGUUGAUGACAGUGGGUAUGAUGAGAUUGAGGACAUAUUGUUGGAUUCUCGAAAUGAUGAAACAUUUGGAGAUAUCUCUGGUUCUGUCACCGGCAAACCUUUCACAGACUUGGGCACUGGGAAAAUCAAUUGUGAAUCUCAAAUGUCUUCUAGUUCUUCUUUGAUGGACGAAGUACAGCCUUCUCAGACUAAUACCAGCGAAGAGUUGUGUCAUUCUGGUUUUGAGGAUAAUGCUCGAUUGCUUUCAACUGACCCACUUCCUAAAAUUUCCUCCGCUAUCGAUGCUAGCAGGCUUCAAGAUGACCAGUCAACUGAACGGGUUGAUAGUACUUGCAGUAAGGAGAAUAUACAAAAGCCUACGCUACCUGAUCAAACUGAAGUGUCAAAAGCUGAUGAUAUGCAUUUGUCAUUGAGAAAUGAGAAAGAAAGUUCUGAUAAGGGUGGAUUGUCUCCAAAUGCUACUGCCUAUGAUCCGUCACAUGCUCCAUCCAAGGGUCAGGAAAAGGCAAGUUCAUCCCAUGAGUUGUCACAGGGGGCAGUACCUUCCAAAACUCAAGGGACAGUAACUUCUCAUGCCCGUCCCAGUAGUUCUGCAUCUUCGACUUCUGAUCGUGGAGGUGCCAUGUCAACUGCUGGUCGUGGAUUAUCACCAAGUUCAUCCGUGGGCUCAUUGUCCUCAGAGAAGUCGACACUGAAUCCAUUUGCUAAGGAAUUUAAAUUAAACCCCAAUGCAAAGAGCUUCAUACCAUCUCAGACGCCUUUAAGACCUGCUUCUCCUGUUGCUUCUGAUGGUUCCUUCUACUAUCCAGCUAACAUAGCUUCUGUAUCUCAGAUGCAUGGCAUGCCUGUUGGUAUUGGGAUUGGACCCUCAUUUACUGCCCAGCAGCCCAUUAUGUUCAAUCCACCGGCUACUCAAAUGCCACAACAAUAUUUUCCUCCAAACGGACCUCAGUACGGGCAGCAGAUGAUAAUUGGGCAGCCUCGGCAAGUCUUGUACAUGCCAACAUAUCCCCCAGAAAUGCCGUACAAAGGAAGGAACUUUUAG
Molecule: messenger RNA, 1899 nt
Organism: Fraxinus pennsylvanica
Lineage: Eukaryota; Viridiplantae; Streptophyta; Magnoliopsida; Lamiales; Oleaceae
Source: the annotation of a GenBank genome assembly